Messenger RNA from Impatiens glandulifera, 801 nucleotides. RefSeq lists its product as uncharacterized. The coding region runs from base 1 to 801 and encodes 266 amino acids. The record is from RefSeq and is a predicted model, not a curated record. The transcript has a single exon. Lineage: Eukaryota; Viridiplantae; Streptophyta; Magnoliopsida; Ericales; Balsaminaceae.
AUGGCAAACGAUAAUUUUAAGUUCUCUCUACGCUCAAUUGUUGAGAAAAACAAGCUCAAUGGAACGAACUUCCUUGAUUGGGAAAGGAAUCUGAGAAUCAUUCUCAGGUCUGAGGGACCUGAGGACGCCCUUGCAACCCCUAUCCCGAUAGUGACAGAAACAUCAUCUGAUGAGAAGAAGGCAAACACAAUUCGGCUGAAAAACGAAGCAUUGCCUAUCACUUGCUUAAAACUUGCCGCAAUGGAACUUGAAUUGCAAAAGAGGUUUUUAAAUUUUGAUGCCUAUACCAUCAUAAGUGAACUGAAAACAUUGUUUCAAGAUCAGACAAGGAUAGAACGAUAUGAGACUCACAAGGCUAUACUUAAUAGCAAACUUGUAAAGGGAAAACAUGUGAGUCCUCAUGUAAUUAGUCUUACUGGACUAUUCAAGAGGGUGGGAAAUUUGGGAACCCCAUAUGACCAAGAGUUGGCCACUGAUAUUGUUCUUAGAUCCUUACAUGAUGGUUUUACACCAUUCAAAAUGCAAUACCAUAUGAAUGGUCUAAAGUAUGAUUUGAAUGAGCUCCAUAACUUGCUUAAAAAUGUUGAAGUCAAUAUGAUUGAUGACAAGAGGAAGGAAGUUCUGAAUGUCAACAAUGGGAAGGGUUUCAAGAAGGUGGCCAAGAAAAGGAAUAAUAACCAAGGGAAAGACAAACAAGUUGUCAUACCCAAUGGUGGUGGGAAGCUAAGGGUAGCCUCUGAUCAUGAUGUUUUUUCUGCAAAGCCAAGGGACACUAGAAAAGAAACUGUCCCAAGUACCUAG